UUCAAAUUAGAUAUUUCGACGAAACUAUAACACAAUAUGACAAGUUUUAGAAUUUUGAUGGUUCUAGCUAUGCUUCAAGUGAUAACUAAGAUCAGUAAUGCAAGUCAUGUCAGCUCAAUUUCUCCAUCUCAUGGAUUGCUCUCCAUAAAUUCUGAUUCAUCAGAUUUAUCGCAAAAUAUCGAUAAUUUUUCAGGCUUGUUUUCUCCGUCAUCUUUAUCGAAUUCAAUUUCUACAACUGCCUAUGGUUAUGCAUCAGAAUCUUCAUCAAAUUCAAAUCUCACUCAGCAAUCGACGACUACAUCAUUACUUUCACCCAUUUCUACUUCUACUCCUGAACAACCAACCAAAUCCACAACAUCGCGUUUAACAAGUACAGCUGCUACGUUAGCGUUAUCUUCUACACAGACUCCGUUACCAUUAUUGGAUACAGUUCUUACUCAAUCUGUAUUAUUGAAGUUACCACGUUCAAGUAUUACACCAUCUACCUCAUAUAUAAAUAACCUAAUAACUUUGCCGAGUUCUAAUCCUACUCUAGCUUCAUCAUCUACACCUACUUCAUUAGAGUCUACGAAUUCAUAUCCUACAACAUCUUCUCCAAUGAAUGUACAUAGUUCAACUCCCAUUCUAUAUACAUCUGAACCAUUCAGCACAACUCUUACUCCUGUUAUAUCUACCCCAUUAUAUUUACCAGAAUCAACACAUAAUCUUGAUCAGCCCACUCAGCAAGCUAUUAAUUUAUAUUUAUCAAGUUCAUCUCCAACUGAAGUAUCUUCUCCUGUGUUGUCUUCAGUACCUUUAUUUAAUUCAAUUCCCAGUUCAGAACUAACUCUAGUACCAGAAUCAGCUUCAUAUUCAAUGCCUGAGAAUAAUCUAAGUCCCGCUUUACUAGAACUUUUUUUAAAACUCAAAGCUUUAUCGGAAACCCAAUAACUUAUUACUCUGUUUUUUAAACACAAUUUCGUAAUAUUUUCUCAAUUUAUUCUAGUCUAACUUCCUUUUUUAUCGUCUAUUCGUUAGUAUUCUAAAAACCGUUUACUAAUUGUAGUACUAUCAGCCAUACCUAAAAGUUUGGAUCGUUUUAUAUUAAUUGAAAAUCAAUUUCAUAUUAUGUAUAUAUGCAUGAAUAAUAAUUUAUUUUACUUUUAUAACCAUAAUUUAAUAAAAAAUACUAUAAGUUAUAACUAAUUAAAAGUCAUGUAUUGAUGGUCGAUGAGAAAUUUUUAUAGAAAAAACAAUAAUCAUUUAAAAAAACUAGAAUUUCAAUUCUUCUAUUUGUGUGUGUGUGUUAAAUGCGUAUUUUGGUACUUUUGAGGAAUGAUAAUAUAACGUUUUCUAUUUAAACAUUGAAAUACAACACACCUUUAAUAAUAUUAUAAGCUAUAACGAGUUAAAAAAAUGAAUUAUAUUUAUUUAAUUUGACUAAAUAUUACAACUUAAAAGAACAUAUAUAGGUUUAAUAAGUUUAAUCUAUACGUGUUUAGCAGUCAUAAUCCAAUUUCACCAACGUUUUUCAUUAAGGUUCUCUUUUUUUCUUUUUUUUUAAUUUAGAGAUAGUAUAAUAAUGAAUAAUUAUUUUGAUCUAUAUUAAUAUAUUAU
Molecule: messenger RNA, 1596 nt
Organism: Rhopalosiphum padi (bird cherry-oat aphid)
Lineage: Eukaryota; Metazoa; Arthropoda; Insecta; Hemiptera; Aphididae
Product: mucin-2-like
Exons: 2
Coding region: 37-930 (297 amino acids)
Source: RefSeq, a predicted model, not a curated record